Molecule: messenger RNA, 7022 nt
Organism: Spirometra erinaceieuropaei
Lineage: Eukaryota; Metazoa; Platyhelminthes; Cestoda; Diphyllobothriidea; Diphyllobothriidae
Source: the annotation of a GenBank genome assembly
AUGAUUUUCUCCUCCUCCUCCUCCUCCUCCUCCUCCUCCUCCUCCUCCUCCUCCUCCUCUGUUCCUACUGCUACUGCUGCUAUUACUACUACUACUACUACUACUUCUAAUACCACUACUACUACUACUAAUACCACUACCACCACUACUACUACUUCUACAACGACUCAUCACCAUCAUCCUCCCGUUUCUACUUUUCCUCCUUCCUCUCCAUCGUCAUCACCAUCCUCCCUCCCCCUCUUCCUCCUCCUCCUACUCAUCAUCAUCAUUGUCAUCAUCAUCCUGGAUCCUCACACUAACCCCAUGACCCUGACCUUUAUCCCUCUGAAAUUUUGGGUAAGACUAAGUCUAAUUGGGAGGAGAGAGGGUCUUAACUCCCGUCCCUCGCAGGACACAAUUCACAUAAAAAUACAGCAACAUUUCUCUACAUACUCCCUCUAUAUCCGUCAAACGUGACCACUGUCAGAUGCCUACACCUCUUUACGAGGGCAUCAGCGGGUCUGUUUUCCGUCAGCAGUCUACAGAGGGUUUACCAGGCCGCUUUGUACAAUGCAAGUAAAUAAGUCGCAGCGACUGCCCGGGUUCCUUUAAGUGUUGCAAACGUAAGAUCAACAGCGGCCUCUGUUUUGUUCAUCGGAAAGAACCCGCGAGUUUACUCAGAGUUGCUUUUUCUUAUUCCUGCACUGGUUGAUAUAUGAGAUAUAAUUUGGCGACUGUGAUGCUCUAAGUAAAGACUGAGUCCUGGGCAGAUUGGAUGGAGAAACCUAGCGGUAUUCCACUCUGUUCAGCUGUUGAUCGUCUGAUUGGAAAGGAUGAUCUUGUCCUUCCAUUUUGUUUAGUUGAGGAGCAGUAUAGGCGAAUGCUAGGCGAAGGUUAACUCUGCUCUGCCUUUGCUCUGUCCUUUGUAUCUAUCUAAGAUACUGACGACGAUCAGAUAGGAAGGCCAAUUGAAAAAAUAAAGAGCAGGGACUCCUGUACUGUGGGAAGAAUGGCGAUACCACUUUUAUUAGUAACACAGAGGGGGUCGAUAAUAAACAAAUUCGGCGGAGGCCAUUGAGAAAACUCACAUUUCUAUCGUAUAUAUAUUAUUACUCGAAUGAGGUGCCCAAAUCAAACCGCGCGAUUUACAAUAAGGGCAUAUAAGCCGGCGAAAAAAAAGGAUUUCCGAGGUUACUGGCUAAAUAGGGUCGGACUGGGUAAGACGGUAUGCGGCAGGCAGACUUAAUACUGGCCCUAAUCCUAACUCUACCCCUUUCCCUAACCCCAAUCUCCAACUAAGUCUUAACAUUGCACCUCAUUUUGACCUUAAACACAACUGUUAUUAUUUUCUUAAACUUGACUCAUGUAGCAUGUCAAUCUAAUUCAAAUAAACAGGCAUGUCGCAGAACUAAAAACAUAGGGCUUACAUAUUCGAUUAUUGCCAAGUCGCCCUCUGACAACUGAGCCCAUUUGCUGCUAUCCCCUUUUCGUUUCUUUUUUAGGCCAAGAGUGCAGGAAAGGACGAUGCAAAAAUAUAAGGCGACGUGAGCAUUAAAUGCUGACACCACCAUCCAAUACCUACUAAUCCCCUCAGCUUCAUCACAUUCACCUGGCAACUCGAGUUAACCCUUCAUCUUGCGCUAAGUUUGCCAUGUUGGCGCGCGAACUCUCGCAUGUCUGAUGUACACCCGAGAACACACACACACAAACACACCCUUUCAUUAACUGGCUUACCAAUGAUUCCUUACCGCUGUCAUGUUCUUAAAAUUCUCCUUGAAGUUUAAUAAAUUGAUUAAAGGUCUGGAGGGCGGAGAUGGGAUAACCCGCGAUUGUAGCCAAACGGACUCAUCGUGUGCGUUAAGGGGGGGGGAGGCAAGUGAGCCGUGGAUGUCCGCCAAACGUGACCACUGUCAGAUGCCUACACCGCUUUGUCCAGCUUAAUGUUCCAAUGCAAGUAAAUAACUCGUAGCUGCUGCCCGGGUUCCUUUAAAUGUUGCAAACGUAAGAUCAACAGCGGCCUCUGUUUUGUUCAUCGGAAAGAACCCGCGAGUUUACUCAGAGUUGCUUUUUCUUAUUCCUGCACUGGUUGAUCUAAGAGAUAUAAUUUGGCGACUGUGAUGCUCUAAGUAUAGACUGAGUCCUGGGCAGAUUGGAUGGAAAAACGUAGCGGUAUUCCAGUCUGUUCAGCUGUUGAUCGUCUGAUUGGAACGGAUGAUCUUGUCCUUCCAUUUUGUUUAGUUGAGGAGCAGUAUAGGCGAAUUCGAGACGAAGGUUAACUCUGCUCUGCCCUUUGUGACUACCUGAGAUACUGGCAAGGAUCGGAUAAGUUGGCCACUUGAAAAAAUAAAGAACAGGGACUCCUGUACUGUGGGAAGAAUAGCGAUACCACUUUUAUUAGUAACACAGAGGGGGUCGACAAUAAACAAAAUCGGCGGAGGCCAUUGAGAAAACUCACAUUUCUAUCGUAUAUCUGUACAAUUACUCGAAUGAUGUGCCAAAUCAAACCGCGCGAUUUACAACUAAGGGCAUAUAAACCGGCGAAAAAACAAGCUAUCCGAGGAUACUGGCUAAAUAGGGUCGGACUGGGUAAGACGGUAUGCGGCAGGCAGACUUAAUACUAACCCCAACUCUACCCCUUUCCCUAACCCCAAUCUCCAACUAAGUCUUAACAUUGCACCUCAGUUUGACCUUAAACACAACUGUUAUUAUUUUCUUAAACUUGACUCAAAGCCCGACGCUCAUGCAGCAUGUCAAUCUAAUUUAAAUAAACAGGCAUGUCGCAGAACUAAAAACAUAGGGCUUACAUAUUCGAUUGUUGCCAAGUCGCCCUCUGACAACCGAGCCCAUUUGCUGCUAUCCCCGUUUCGUUUCUUUUUCAGGCCAAGAGUGCAGGAAAGGACAAUGCAAACUAUAAGGCGACGUGAGCAUUAAAUGCUGACACCACCAUCCAGUACCUACUAAUCCCCUCAGCUCUAUCACAUUCACCUGGCAACUCGUGUUAACCCUUCACCUUGCGCUAAGUUUGCCAUGUUGGUGCGCGAACUCUCGCAUGUCUGAUGUACACCCGAGAACACACACACACGAACACACCUUUUCAUUAACUGGCUUACCAAUGAUUCCUUACUGCUGUCAUGUUCUUAAAAUUGUCCUUGAAGUUUAAUAAAUUGAUUAAAGGUCUGGAGGGCGGAGAUGGGUUAACUCGCGACUGUAGCCAAACGGACUCAUCGUGUGCGUUAAGGGGGGGGGGGGAGGCAAGUGAGCCGUGGAUGUCCGCCAAACGUGACCACUGUCAGAUGCCUACACCGCUUUCUCCAGCUUAAUGUUCCAAUGCAAUUAAAUAACUCGUAGCGGCUGCCCGGGUUCCUUUAAAUGUUGCAAUUGUAACCUCGACAGCGGCCUCUGUUUUGUUCAUCGGAAAGAACCUGCGAGUUUACUCAGAGUUGCUUUUUCUUAUUCCUGCACUGGUUGAUAUAUGAGAUAUAAUUUGGCGACUAUGAUGCUCUAAGUAAAGACUUAGUCCUGGGCAGAUUGGAUGGAGAAACCUAGCGGUAUUCCACUCUGUUCAGCUGUUGAUCGUCUGACUGGAACUGAUGAUCUUGUCCUUCCAUUUGGUUUAGUUGAGGAGCAGUACAGGCGAAUGCGAGACGAAGGUUAACUCUGCUCUGCCUUUUUUACUACCUGAGAUACUGGCAAGGAUCGGAUAAGUAGGCCACUUAAAAAAAUAAAGAGCAGGGACUCCUGUACUGUGGGAGGGGUAGUAAUACUACUUUUAUAAGUAACACAGAUGGGGACGACAAUAAACAGAACCGGCAGAGGGCAUUGAGAAAACUCGAAUUUCUAUCAUAUGUUUGUAUUAUUACUCGAAUGAGGUGCUAAAUCAAACCGCGCAAUUUACAAUAAGGUCAUAUAAGCCGUCGAAAAAACAGGCUAUCCGAGGUUACUGGCUAAAUAGGGUCGGACUGGGUAAAACAGUAUGCGGCAGGCAGACUUAAUACUAACCCUAACUCUACCCCUAUCCCUAACCCUAAUCUCCAACUAAGUCUUAACAUUACACCUCAUUUUGACCUUAAACACAACUGUUAUUAUUUUCUUAAACUAGACUCAAAGCCCGACUCUCAUGUAGCAUGUCUACCUAACUCAAAUAAACAGGCAUGUCGCAGAACUAAAAACAUAGGGCUUACAUAUUCGAUUGUUGCCAAGUCGCUCUCUGACAACGGAGCCCAUUUGCUGCUACCCCCGUUUCGUUUCUUUUUCAGGCCAAGUGUGCAGUAAAGGACGAUGCAAACUAUAAGGCGACGUGAGCAUUAAAUGCUGACACCACCAUCCAAUACCUAAUAAUCCCCUCAGCUCCAUCACAUUCACCUGGCAACUCGUGUUAACCCUUCACCUUGCGCUAAGUUUGGCAUGUUGGUGCGCGAACUCUAACAUGUCUGAUGUACACCCGAGAACACACACACAAACACACCCUUUCAUUAACUGGCUUACCAAUGAUUCCUGACUGCUGCCAUGUUCUUAGAAUUCUCCUUGAAGUUUAAUAAAUUGAUUGAAGGUCUGGAGGGCGGAGAUGGGUUAACUAGUAACUGUAGCCAAACGGACUCAUCAGGUGCAUUAAUAAGGAGGCAAGCUGUCCUUCGACAACUCAGGCCCCGGGGCCAACCUCCUUGAAAAAUUGCCGCCUGCGCAUGCUUUAUGAGCGUGGACCCUCACGAAAUCCACAAACUGUAAUUUUGGUAAUCACUCCAUACCGUUCAAGUAGUCUGAGGAGUUGGCGGAGACGUCUUUUCGCUCUAAUGUCCAGACAAGUGAUCAGACCCUGGCAGGGUGGUAGAGCAAUGAAAUGCAGAAGAGCAUCGGAGUGUUAUGCCCCUAAGGAAGAGAGAGUGAGAUUUCCGGGACAGCCUUGCCGUUUCCUCAGCCUGUUUUCCACGAUGUCGCACGAGUCAAAACUUGCCUUAUCUGACUUCCAACGGCUCUGAAGCAGCAUGGACUGGGUCUACUGCUUGUGGACUGACUGUUUCUCGUGUGAUUUUAGCAUCCAAAUAGGUGGGACGUAGCAUACACACACAUGCAGUAGAGUUCAACGAUCGGUUUUGACUAUGUCCACCGUGUGCUUCCCAGUAAGGCGGAGCAGGGACGGUGAUUUGUGAGUGCGUUGGUUUAUAGUGGUGGUGGACUUGCACAGCAUCUACCGCGCUCUCUCCUCCCCAUUCCCUACAUGGCCCUGGUGCCAAGAUAGAGUCAAGAAGACCGGAGGUGGGGGAGGGCGCAGGUGGCUGGCACGGCCAGAGCCGCACCUACGCGUACCACCACACCCCCUGGUCCACACAGCAAAUGACCAGGAUUGUUCUUCAACAACAACAACAACUCCCAAACAGGGGGCCAGAGCGACGAGAAUGACUGGGUAACCAUGCCCACAACCAGUAUAUCCGGUGGGUGCGCAGGCGCACCUAUUGGCAUGCAACCAGGUGUCAGGGAACUGCCAUCGCAUACCAGACUGAGAGGGCUAUGGUUUACUAAUACUGGCAAAGCACACGCUAACCGGACCUUUUGACCUAGAAGGUACCACUUCUAGCCUGGGCCGUUACCCAAGGUAAGGUAACCAAACUGAGUCUUCGACUGAGAGGCACUAUCCAUAGAAUACGUACACUCCUCACAUACACGAGUGUCACAAAUCCCUGGAGAAGGAGCCGCUUCAGCCUGGCUCUCAGCCCACCUCUCCACACAAACACACACAACUGGACGGACUGAGUUGGGACGUCAGUCGGUUCCCAUCCGAGCCACGACGUUCGACACACCGUGGCAGUCUCAGACUCCGAUCGCACAUGCAGCUGGGAGUCUCAUAGAUAAGGAGCGGAGACGCACGCUUCCCACUUCCGUGGGAGAUGGCGGUUGGGUGUCUGAGGUGGGUGAGUUUGAUGUGCGGUGAGAUGCUAGUGGGGGAGGAUGUGAUGCAGCCGGCGGUGAUCUAACGCAGGAUUUCGUGGACGCGCAUGUGGCCUAAUAGACCCAUGCGGUGAUUAAAUGUGCGAGUGCAAUGUGGGCAAUGGAGGCAGAUACGGCGAGUGUAGGUUAGUACUCCAGGCACUGAUUUGUCGGCCUCUGUGCGAUGGAUCCGCAGGUGACCUAUCAGGCCGAUGCGUGGGACGAAUGUGCGGGGACAAUGUGGACGUAAGAAGUCGUGGUGUCAGUAUCAACUUCACUGGUGGGGUUGUGCAGAAAGCCGUAGUGUGGCGCAUUCUACCCCCCGGAAACAUUAUUCCUCGCAGCCAGCCAAAAAUAAAGGAAAUCUUGCAGUCGAUCGCCUUCGCGGCUUGCUUUUGCCUCGGAAUCGUCAGAUUCGCCAGUUGACUGAGGGAAAACCCCAUUUACCAACAAAUCCCUGUGCUGUAUCUAAGUCUAUAGCUUUCCUGAUUGUAGGAUGACGUUGGGCACGGGGUUUUCUGAGGCAUUUGGAGAGUACUAAGUCAAUCUGUCGAACGCACGCGUGUUAAAAGGUCGAAGAGGACUUGCAAUUUCCACGUUGGAGGUUCAAAUGUGAGCGUUCAUCGUGUGACUGCACACUUUCCUCGAACUGAAUCAACGGAAUGUUGGGCCUUUGGGCUCAAAAACCUACCCAGACAUUCUGCCUCGAGAGGGUUGGUGUGCGCAUACAAGAGACGGUAGAUCUGUAUGAAUCGAUUUUUGACGUCAGUAAGGUACGAGCUGGUCCCAUGUUUACUGAUGAAAACCAUGACAUAAGCUACGAUUACGGACACUGGCUGGGCAAUUUUAUUCUUUAUUUCAUCAUAUCUGUAGGCCAACUAGUGUCUGUUGCAAGCCAGAGAUGUGGUGGUACGCCCAGGCGCGGAUUUCACCGUUUCAGCCACCGACGGCCUCUCCCGUCUCCAGUUUCGGCUCUGUCUUGACACCGGGCCGAGGUGGAGGAGGAGGAGGAGGAGGAGGAGGAGGAGGAGGAGGAUGAGGAUGAGGAUAAGGAUGAGGAGGAGGAGGAGGAGGAGGAGGAGGAGGAGGAGGAGGGGAUAAAUGUGGUAGACGCUGCGUAA